AUGGUGAAGCCAGAUAUCCAGGUGCCAUACCUGUACAUAGACCUGGGAGCUGCAGUGUUGUGUGCCAGCUUCAUGUCAUUCGGGGUGAAGAGAAGAUGGUUUGCCAUGGCUGCUGCCAUUCACUUGGCCCUGAGCACAUAUCUGUCCUAUGUUGGUGGACAGGUUCAUUAUGGUGAGUGGUUAAAGGUGAGAAUGUACUCCAGAGCAAUGGCCAUCAUUGGAGGGUUUCUGGUGUUGGCCAGUGGAGCAGGAGAGGUUUACAGACAGAAACCUCGUACAUGCUCUCUGCAGUCUACUGGACAGGUCUUUCUAGGCAUCUACUUGAUAUGUAUGGUGUACUCGCUACAGCACAGUAAGGAAGACAGGCUGGCCUACCUGGACCACAUUCCUGGUGGAGAAAUCACCAUCCAGCUCCUGGUGGUUGUGUGUGGAGUGCUAGCACUCGCCUAUCUUUCUGGCUGCUACGUGCGUGUAGCCUCCCAGAUCCUGGCAAUUCUGUUACCAUUGGUUGUGCUAUUUAUUGAUGGCAACAUCAGCUAUUGGCACCAAACCUACCGUGUGGAGUUCUGGAACCAGAUGAAGCUCAUCGGGCAGAAUGUAGGCAUAUUUGGAGCGGUGCUUAUUCUGGCCACAGACGGUUAA
Messenger RNA from Xyrauchen texanus (razorback sucker), 642 nucleotides. RefSeq names its product transmembrane protein 101 (gene tmem101). Gene Ontology annotation, biological process: positive regulation of canonical NF-kappaB signal transduction. The transcript is spliced from 4 exons. The record is from RefSeq and is a predicted model, not a curated record. Bases 1 to 642 code for a protein of 213 amino acids. NCBI's taxonomy places the organism in Eukaryota, Metazoa, Chordata, Actinopteri, Cypriniformes, Catostomidae.